Molecule: messenger RNA, 3144 nt
Organism: Camelus dromedarius (Arabian camel)
Lineage: Eukaryota; Metazoa; Chordata; Mammalia; Artiodactyla; Camelidae
Gene: GPR37L1
Product: G protein-coupled receptor 37 like 1
Exons: 2
Coding region: 126-1562 (478 amino acids)
Biological process (GO): adenylate cyclase-inhibiting G protein-coupled receptor signaling pathway; positive regulation of MAPK cascade
Cellular component (GO): plasma membrane; signaling receptor complex
Molecular function (GO): G protein-coupled peptide receptor activity
Source: RefSeq, a predicted model, not a curated record
AGGCUGGCGAUGCCAGACGCCUGACUGGGGGCGGACCGACCGGCCAGCUGCCUGUCUCGAGUCAGCCCAGAGCUCGGGUCCCUGCCACAUCUCUCCGUGGGCAGCUGCCUCCCGCUUGUCCGGCCAUGCGGUGGCUGUGGCCGCUGGCUGUCUCCCUGGCUGUGGCGUCGGCUGUGGGGCCGGGCAGAGUCUCUAGGGGGGCCACCCUGCCCUGGGACAAGCCCGGGGCAGAGGCCUGGGAGCAGCAGAGCCGGCCCAGGAGAGGCACCGAGGAUGAGGAGGCCAAGAAGGCGCAGCAGUAUGUGCCCGAGGAGUGGGGGGAGUACCCGCGGCCCAUCGCCCCUGCCGGCCCCCAGCCCUCCCAGCCCUGGGUGGCCCCCAGCCCCCGCCCGGACAGGGACGGGGGCGCUCUGGGCGGUGGGCUGGAGCCGCGGGGAAGCCCGGUGGGGAUGCCGGGCCGUCGACUGCGGAUCCAGAACCCCCUGUACCCGGUGACCGAGGGGUCCUAUGGUGCCUACGCGGUCCUGCUGCUCGCCCUGGUGCUGUUCGCCGUGGGCGUUGUGGGCAGCCUGUCCGUCAUGUGUGUCGUCUGGCACAGCUACUACCUGAAGAGCGCCUGGAACUCCAUCCUUGCCAGCCUGGCUCUCUGGGACUUCCUGGUCCUCUUCUUCUGCCUCCCGGUCGUCAUCUUCAACGAGAUCACCAAGCAGAGGCUUCUGGGCGACGUCUCCUGCCGCGCCGUGCCCUUCCUGGAGGUCUCCUCCUUGGGCGUCACCACCUUCAGCCUCUGUGCCCUGGGCAUCGACCGCUUCCACGUGGCCACCAGCACCCUGCCCAGGGCGAGGCUCGUCGAACCGUGCCCGUCCAUCCUGGCCAAGCUGGCGGUCAUCUGGGUGGGCUCCAUGACGCUGGCCGUGCCCGAGCUCCUGCUGUGGCACCUGGUGCAGGAGCCAGGCCCCACCGGGGGCACGGUGGACUCGUGCGUCAUGAAGCCCUCGGCCCGCCUGCCUGAGUCCCUGUACUCGCUGGUCAUGACCUACCAGAACGCUCGCACCUGGUGGUCCUUUGGCUGCUACUUCUGCCUGCCCGUCCUCUUCACGGUCACCUGCCAGCUGGUGACGUGGCGGGUGCGGGGCCCCCCGGGCAGGAGGCCUGAGUGCCGGGCGGGCCGGCAGGAGCAGGGUGAGGGCCAGCUCAGCAGCACCGUCAUGGGCCUGACGGCCGUCUACGCUCUCUGCACCCUCCCCGAGAACGUGUGCAACGUCGUGGCGGCCUACCUGUCGGCAGCGCUGACCCGCCGGACCCUGGACCUCCUGGGCCUCGUCACCCAGUUCUCUGCCUUCUUCAGGGCCGCUGUCACGCCCGUGCUCCUCCUGUGCGUGUGCCGGCCGCUGGGCCGCGCCUUCCUGGACUGCUGCUGCUGCUGCUGCCAGGGCUGUGGGGGGGCUGCAGCUGCCGCCGGCCCGGAGAGCAAGCUCAAGACGGAGGAGCUGUCCGCCCCCGUCUACUUCCACAAGCCCAGGGAGUCGCCGCCGCUCCUGGCCCUGGGCACGCCCUGCUGAGGCCUGGAUGGCCUGGGGUCGGGAAGGAGCUCCGUCCCCACUUGUCCUGCUUUUCUGUCUGUUCCUCUGUACAGAGAUGGAUUUGGUGCCUCUUGCUGGGGUCCAGGUGUGUGGGAGCCCCCUCCCUGAACCCCCUUCCCGGACACUCUGGGGCCUGCCCGCCCGUCCUCUCACUGGUGGGCGGUGGUGCCUCCGGUCUUUAGAGCUGCCCAGAAACUCUGCACCCCCCAGCCGGAGGCCAGAGCCUGGCCUGGUCGAGCCCCUGUCCCUCUCUCCAUCUGGAGCCCGGCUUGUGCCCCAUCAUCACCCAUCCUGGACGAGGCUCUUGCAGGCCAGCGACUGGGCUGUCCUCUGGACUGGACCCAUCCCAGCCCUGGACAUCUCCUCAGGCGCCAUCCCUUCUCUGGGAGGAUUUCCUUCUCCAUCCUUCUUUGAUGUAUCCCAGUGGCCCUGUCCCCAGCCCCUGUGGGGUGCUCCCCCACAGAAGGCCCUUCUUGGAAAACAAUAAACUAGGUAGAACCGCCCCUGUGCCCCCGGGACUUUCUUGUGCCACAUUCUGGCAGUGCCCGAUGCACCUGGGCCUUCCCCUCCAGGCCACCUCUGGCCCUUCCUGGCCUGUGGCCUGUGUCUGGUCCAGCCCGAGGCCUGUGGCUUUCAAGAGGCAGAGUGGAUGGAGGCCUGGGAGCUGGGGCACCACGUCCUCAUGCUGGCCUCAGCCCAGCUGUCCCCAGGGAGCCAAAGGCUGCAAACUUGUCUCCACUGGAGCCCCCGCCGCUGCUCCUCCUUCCCCACAAAGCCCCCAUUUGAGGGAAGCCAGCAGCCUUCCCUCCAUGAGGCCGGGGCUUCCAGCCUCACUGACUCUGAGAGCCAUUCUUGUUCAGCUUCUUAGAACAGACUGUUUGGCCUGCGGAUGGCCCAGCUGCCUGCCCCUUGCCUGCCCCCACCCCACCCGCUUCCUGGCAGCCAGCGCUCCAUCGACGCCCCCACAGAGACUUGUUCCUCUUGCUGAUCCUCCAGCCCUUUCCAGAGGCCCCUUCGCCAUCUGGGGCCAGAGAAGUUGGCACAGGGUCAGUUAGACGGAUGACUCGGCCUAGGCCACUGACCACUCCCCGCCCCGCAAGCCCACCCUUCCUGUCUUAAGUGCAGCCCUGGGUCCCACGGUGAUUUCCACUGCCAGCCCCGCCGAGAACACCUGUGUGGGGUCGCAGGAGGGUCCCCAGGGCCAGGGACACUGAGGCGCAGGCGUCGCCGGUGCCCUGGAUCCAUUCUCCUCUGUCCACCCCACCCACGCCCAGCCUGCCCCGCCCCAAGCCUCCUUCCCCCUCUCCUGGAGAUCUUAACGGCCUUGUUCUCUCUCCCUGGCAUCCACCCCCAGGACGGGCGACGCCAAGAGGGAGGCGGUUGCUAGGUGAUGGCGCUGCGAGCACGCACUCUUUGUGCUGGGAAUGACACCCCCCGUUUCUCGGCAGACCUACUGCCACAGGGACUGAAGCCCCCCACCCGCCUGCUUCGUCUGCAGAAACGAGGCAGGUGGGGGGAGCAAGUUGGAGAGGGGUCCAAAGAGGGGCUUGUGGGCUUGCUU